Molecule: messenger RNA, 5258 nt
Organism: Gadus chalcogrammus (walleye pollock)
Lineage: Eukaryota; Metazoa; Chordata; Actinopteri; Gadiformes; Gadidae
Gene: ago1
Product: argonaute RISC component 1
Exons: 19
Coding region: 392-2989 (865 amino acids)
Molecular function (GO): RNA binding; protein binding
Source: RefSeq, a predicted model, not a curated record
GGGCCUUUUUUGUUCGGCUGGAGAGUCCUGUCUGAGCGGCCAGCAGGAGCACAACACACCGCAUAGGGACUGCAUCUUCACCAACACUCUGCCACUGCGUUCUCCGCUGAACUGAUAACCGCCCACAGGAUCUAUUUGAACACCACCACCAGGCUCGGAAACGUACUGUUACUGGCCCUUUUGGAUCCUGGGUCAACCUCCAGGUUUUAUCCGCCGUUAGCCAGAGUUUUUGCUGCGGGGUCUGGGGGUGUGUUGGACAGCGGGCGGGCGUUCAGCUGCACGCUGCCUGGAGGGGGCUGGAAGUCCGAUCCGCUGCCAGCCUGAAGCGGCCGGCGCGGUGGCCGCAGAACUUGGACUAGUCGGCCUGUAUCCUCGCAGCUAAGUGGAUGGGAUGGAGCCAGGACCGUCUGGCGCUGUGCCCCCCAUGGGGGCCUUCCCCCCUCCCCUGCAGCAGGUGUUCCAGGCGCCGCGGAGACCAGGUAUGGGGACGGUGGGGAAGCCCAUCAAGCUGCUGGCCAACUACUUUGAGGUGGAGAUCCCCAAGAUGGACGUCUUCCACUACGAGGUCGACAUCAAGCCGGACAAGUGCCCCCGCAGGGUCAACAGAGAGGUGGUUGAGUACAUGGUCCAACACUUCAAGCCACAGCUGUUUGGUGACAGGAAGCCGGUGUACGACGGGAAGAAGAACAUCUAUACCGUGCUUGCACUCCCUAUAGGGAGCGAGAAGGUGGACUUUGAGGUGACCAUCCCAGGCGAGGGAAAGGACCGGAUCUUCAAGGUGUCAAUCCGCUGGCUAGCCAAGGUGUCCUGGCGUCUUCUGCAGGAGGCGCUGGUCAGCGGGCGAAUGCAGGUUCCCCUCGACUCGGUCCAGGCUCUGGACGUGGCCAUGCGCCACCUGGCCUCUAUGAGGUACACCCCGGUGGGCCGUUCCUUUUUCUCCCCCCCAGAGGGGUACUACCACCCCCUGGGGGGGGGCAGGGAGGUGUGGUUCGGCUUCCAUCAGUCCGUCCGCCCCGCCAUGUGGAAGAUGAUGCUCAACAUCGACGUGUCUGCCACCGCCUUCUACAAGGCCCAGCCGGUCAUUGAGUUCAUGUGCGAGGUCCUGGACAUCCGUAACAUCGACGAGCAGCCCAAGACCCUGACCGACUCUCAGAGAGUCCGCUUCACCAAGGAGAUUAAAGGUGGGCUCCUGAGCAGUGGUCUGAAGGUGGAGGUGACCCACUGUGGGCAGAUGAAGAGGAAGUACCGCGUGUGUAACGUCACGCGCCGCCCGGCCAGCCACCAGACGUUUCCCCUGCAGCUAGAGAGCGGUCAGACGGUGGAGUGCACGGUGGCGCAGUACUUCAAACAGAAGUACAACCUGCAGCUGAAGUACCCCCACCUGCCCUGUCUGCAGGUGGGCCAGGAGCAGAAACACACCUACCUGCCCCUGGAGGUGUGUAACAUUGUAGCAGGCCAGCGCUGCAUCAAGAAGCUGACUGAUAACCAGACCUCAACGAUGAUCAAGGCCACGGCUCGCUCUGCCCCCGACAGACAGGAAGAGAUCAGCCGGCUGAUGAAGAACGCCAACUUCAACCUGGACCCGUACAUCCAGGAGUUUGGGAUCAAGGUGAAGGACGAGAUGGCCGAGGUGACGGGCCGGGUGCUGCCUGCACCCAUCCUGCAGUAUGGAGGCCGGAACCGGGCCAUCGCCACACCCAACCAGGGGGUGUGGGACAUGCGGGGGAAGCAGUUCUACAACGGCAUCGAGAUCAAGGUGUGGGCGAUCGCCUGCUUCGCCCCGCAGAAACAGUGCCGAGAGGAGGUGCUCAAGAACUUCACGGACCAGCUGCGUAAGAUCUCCAAGGACGCUGGGAUGCCCAUCCAGGGCCAGCCGUGCUUCUGUAAAUACGCCCAGGGGGCCGACAGCGUGGAGCCCAUGUUCAGACACCUGAAGAACACCUACGCCGGCCUGCAGCUCAUCAUCGUCAUCCUGCCCGGGAAGACCCCCGUCUACGCGGAGGUGAAGCGUGUGGGAGACACCCUCCUGGGCAUGGCCACGCAGUGUGUCCAGGUGAAGAACGUGGUGAAGACGUCUCCCCAGACGCUGUCCAACCUCUGCCUCAAGAUCAACGUCAAGCUGGGAGGAAUCAACAACAUCCUGGUCCCUCACCAACGCUCGGCUGUGUUCCAGCAGCCUGUUAUCUUCCUGGGAGCCGACGUCACCCACCCCCCUGCUGGGGACGGCAAGAAGCCCUCCAUCACUGCUGUGGUAGGCAGUAUGGACGCCCACCCCAGCAGGUACUGCGCCACGGUGCGCGUCCAGAGGCCCAGGCAGGAGAUCAUCGAGGACCUGUCCUUCAUGGUGCGAGAGCUGCUGAUCCAGUUCUACAAGUCCACCCGCUUCAAGCCCACCAGGAUCAUCUUCUACCGGGACGGGGUUCCAGAAGGACAGCUGCCCCAGAUCUUACACUACGAGCUGCUGGCGAUCCGGGACGCCUGCAUCAAGCUGGAGAAGGACUACCAGCCCGGCAUCACCUAUAUCGUGGUCCAGAAACGCCAUCACACCCGGCUCUUCUGCGCAGACAAGUCUGAACGAAUUGGGAAGAGCGGGAACAUUCCAGCAGGAACCACCGUGGACACCAGCAUCACACACCCCUUCGAGUUCGACUUCUACCUGUGCAGCCACGCUGGAAUUCAGGGCACCAGUCGGCCCUCCCAUUACUACGUCCUCUGGGACGACAACCGCUUCACGGCGGACGAGCUGCAGAUCCUCACCUACCAGCUGUGCCACACGUACGUCCGCUGCACGCGCUCCGUGUCCAUCCCCGCGCCGGCCUACUACGCACGUCUGGUCGCCUUCCGCGCCCGCUACCACCUGGUGGACAAGGAGCACGACAGUGGAGAGGGCAGCCAUGUCUCUGGUCAGAGCAACGGCCGGGACCCUCAGGCGCUGGCCAAGGCGGUCCAGAUCCACCACGACACCCUGAGGACCAUGUACUUCGCCUGAGCACCCGCCCUGACCUAGCCCGGGUAUACCCACCCUGACCUAGCCCGGGUAUACCCACCCUGACCUAGCCCGGGUGUACCCACCCUGACCCAGCCCGGAUAUACCCAGGCUGCCUUGCGCGCGAUUUCAUUGCGCGCUGCUAGGCAGCCUGGAUUCCAUGGAUCCGAUUUUCGCCUGAGAUAGGGAACCAAUCACAGAACGGGGAGGGACAGCAAGACGACGACGACGACGUCUAUGCGACACACCGAAGCUUGUAGUUUACGGAUCCAAAAUGGCAGCAGACGCGUUACCUUUCGAUGCAGCCUUAGAUAGUGUUCUAAGUAGUUUAGAACGAACGUUUAUUUUGAAAAAAUUGCAACUUUCGGCGUUAACUCUUUCAUUACCAAGAAGGAUGUCUUUUCCCUGCUACCAACAGGCUUUGAUUGGCUAUGAGCUACGUACAGACUCAUAUGAUAGACAUUCGUAGCGCCCAAUAAACGGCUCCGAGCAAUCGUAAACCACGCCUCAAAUACAAGAAAAUGAAUGUGUGGUUCCCAGACCUCAUCUCAAUGUAGAUUGAGAUGAGGUCUGGCUUUAGCCAGGCUAACCCUGUCCCUGGCCCAUGCCAAACCCCACUUUAUCACUCCCAUAGUGGGCAUACAGCCCCCAGUAUGCCCCUCCCCCAAGACCACCACCGCCGCCACCACAAUGGCCUCCAUCACCAUGCUUAUCCCGGUUAGCCUUGGCUAGCUACAUCGUGGCUAGCUACAUCGCGGUUAGCAACGGUGUGGCUAGCUACACCAGGGUUAGCGGUGCCAUCAUACGUAAACCAGAACAAACUACAGAAUCGAAGAACGCUUGUGAAUAUCAUUGUUUUUAUUGUUAUUUUUUAAUGUUACUCUCUGGCACUAUUGCUUUUUUAUUUGAUCUAAUUUCAGACUUUGGGUUUUAUUGACGUUACAGUAUUGUAUGCUUACUCCUCUGCACGUAAGGAUGCAAUGCGGACGGGAUGGUCAGAAUCGAGAUCUGAACCUCUACAGUUUCGACAGUUUCCAUGGCGAUACCUGAGGCUAGCUAGCUACUGCGGCUAGCUAAUGCAGCGCCCAGGAGCCCACUACACACAUACCUACCUAUCACCUGAAUCAAUCGCCACCUUUUCUCAUGUUUUUGUGUAAUAUUAUUAUUAUUAUCAUUAUUAUUGUUUUAAAUGCCUUGAAAAGUCUGUCAUGGUACAUUAGCACUUCGUACUAGCAUGUAGAAGCCACUAGCCCUGCACAACAGCGUUUGUUAGCAAAUGGGGUGCUAGCCCACUGCUCUAUAUAUGAGAAUAUGUGGUGCUAGCGUGAAGCGCUACAUAUGAGCAUAUGUGGUGCUAGCCCGCAAUACUAUGUAUGAACCUAUACAAUGCAAGCCUACCACUCUAGGUAUUGCCAAAAUGAAGUGAUAGCCUGCUACACUAUAUAUCAGCAUAUGUUGUGCUAGCAAGCUGCCCUAUGUAUUAACCUAUGUGGUGCUAGCGUGCAGUGCUACGUAUAAAGAAAAGAAGGAGAAGCUGUAGCAUAUCAUAUGGCAUAUCAUAGCAUCGAGGCUACAUGCUGUCGCGUGGCAGUUGGCCUAGUCCCUUAGAGAUUUAGCCCAUAGAGGAAGUUAGCGUUUAAAUAGAGGGACCAUUUAGCAUCAAGUGUAUGAGAUGUUCUCGCACCUAAACCAGCAUUCUCAACCAGCCAGACGAUGCCACCUAACAGACUCCUAGCCAGGAGCAGAACCUGGGCGGCCCUUAGGGAUAACGUGGCACUUUUUACUCAUCUGAUCGUUUUACUGGGGGACCAGUAGUUUCUGUAUGACGGAGGGGUAAUCCAGAUCUGAUCUAGUCUGUUCAAAAAACCUCACUGCCCUCAUACUUCCAUGUCCGAACCCUGGAGGAACCAAGCUAACGGGCUAGCUAUGGCAACUCUGUUAAUAUUAUAUCUGUUAGCGGCUCAGCGACCACUAAGUGCUGCACAGCGGAGCGCUAUGUUAGCCAGACACCUUGCUGGCGCUUCUCUGCACAUUGUCAUGUGCCACACAAUAUCCAAGAACACACACACGCACACACACACACACACACAAACAGUAGGCCUAUACGCUUACACCGCACCAAACAGACCUUACCAGGAGAUACUUGGCGGCAAACACAAACCUGGUUAAUGCAAGCCCACUUACGCCAGAUUUGCGAACACAAACCUUAGCGAGGACAAACUUAAGCUAACACAAGUCUGUUCUCGUCUUCCCCUCCUCUGCUCGUGUGCUC